GAAAGAAUUCAGCCAGCAUUUCACCGCGUCUUCCAUGGCGUCCUCUCCCGCGCUUUUGCACUCAUCCGCUUCCACGUUCUGCGGCAACUUCAAUGUUCGACUGCCCGCCGGAAACUUCUGCUGCCGCUCCAGUGGCCUAUCAAUUAGAGCCACGUCUUCAAUAGUCCUCGUGGAGAAAACCGACGCCGAGAAAGUGAGCAGGCUCAAAUCCACGUAUCUGGAGAAAAUCGUCCCGUUGCUCAAGGAAGAGUUCAGCUACACCAACAUUCAUCAGGUUCCAAAACUAGAAAAAAUUGUUGUAAACUGUGGAAUUGGAGAUGCUGCUCAGAAUGCAAAGGGCCUGGAUGCAGCUAUGAAUGAGUUGGCUCUCAUUACGGGGCAAAGACCAAUUAAAACAAGAGCAAGGAAGGCCAUUGCCACCUUUAAGAUCCGAGAAGGCCAGCCACUUGGAAUUGCCGUCACUCUUAGAGGAAAUGUGAUGUACUCUUUCCUUGACCGGCUCAUCAAUCUAGGACUUCCUAGGACGCGGGAUUUCCAGGGGGUGAGCUCUAACAGCUUUGAUGGUAAUGGAAACUACAGCAUAGGUUUUCGUGAACAGAGUGUGUUCCCCGAGAUCAGUUAUGACGUGCUCGGUAAACCAAGAGGGAUGGAUGUUUGCAUAUCGACAACAGCUGCCUCUGACAAUGAAGCUCAAAGACUUCUUGCGCUUAUGGGAAUGCCGUUCAGAGAAGGAGGCGGCGCGGCAGAUGUGUUGCGUAAGAAGAAGCUCAAGUCUCACCAUUUCGACUCCAAAUCGAAAUCGAGGCAAAGAGCCCAGCCUAAGAAGAAGAGGUGAAAGAAACUUCAUGUUCUGGUAAGUUAACUUCAACUUUGUUGUUUGUCUGCUUUUGUGUUUACCAUUUGGGAAAAAGAAAAUUGUUGGUUGCCUUGAGUACAAAUGAAGUUACUAUUCUUCAAAAUGUCAUCCGAUAAGUUUGUUUGAUUAUGGUUUGAAAUAGAUCCGUUGGAUUUUUAA
Andrographis paniculata is the source of this 1015-nucleotide messenger RNA. Its product is annotated as 50S ribosomal protein L5, chloroplastic. The record is from RefSeq and is a predicted model, not a curated record. Gene Ontology annotation, cellular component: cytosolic large ribosomal subunit; ribosome. Gene Ontology annotation, molecular function: structural constituent of ribosome; RNA binding. NCBI's taxonomy places the organism in Eukaryota, Viridiplantae, Streptophyta, Magnoliopsida, Lamiales, Acanthaceae. Gene Ontology annotation, biological process: translation. The coding region runs from base 35 to 835 and encodes 266 amino acids. The transcript is spliced from 3 exons.